Rattus rattus (black rat) is the source of this 282-nucleotide messenger RNA. Its product is annotated as 26S proteasome complex subunit SEM1-like. The record is from RefSeq and is a predicted model, not a curated record. Gene Ontology annotation, biological process: proteasome assembly; double-strand break repair via homologous recombination; mRNA export from nucleus. Bases 1 to 282 code for a protein of 93 amino acids. NCBI's taxonomy places the organism in Eukaryota, Metazoa, Chordata, Mammalia, Rodentia, Muridae. The transcript has 2 exons. Gene Ontology annotation, cellular component: proteasome complex; proteasome regulatory particle, lid subcomplex.
AUGUCAUCUAACAGAUGCUUCCAACUUUGUGGUCGAUCUCUGAACGUUGCUGGGGCUUGGCGCUGCGCUGUGUCCGAGAAGAAGCAGCCUGUCGACUUGGGUCUCCUGGAAAAGGACGACGAGUUCGAGGAGUUUCCCGCGGAAGACUGGGCCGGCUUAGAUGAAGAUGAAGAUGCCCAUGUCUGGGAGGAUAAUUGGGAUGAUGACAAUGUAGAAGACGACUUCUCCAAUCAGUUACGCGCUGAGCUGGAGAAGCAUGGUUACAAGAUGGAGACUUCAUAG